This is a messenger RNA of Penicillium waksmanii, 1668 nucleotides long. RefSeq names its product phosphoglucomutase PGM2 (gene pgmA). The record is from RefSeq and is a predicted model, not a curated record. Lineage: Eukaryota; Fungi; Ascomycota; Eurotiomycetes; Eurotiales; Aspergillaceae. Gene Ontology annotation, biological process: carbohydrate metabolic process. The coding region runs from base 1 to 1668 and encodes 555 amino acids. Gene Ontology annotation, molecular function: magnesium ion binding; phosphoglucomutase activity. Gene Ontology annotation, cellular component: cytosol. The transcript is spliced from 3 exons.
AUGUCGGUUCAGACAGCCUCCAUCAAGCCUUUUACGGACCAGAAGCCGGGCACCUCUGGUCUUCGCAAGAAGGUCAAGGUCUUCCAGCAGCCCCACUACUCCGAGUCCUUCAUCACCAGUAUUCUCCUGUCGAUCCCCGAGGGCGUGAAGGACUCCUUCCUGGUCAUUGGUGGUGAUGGUCGCUUUUACAACCCUGAGGUCAUCUCCAAGAUCGCCCAGAUCGGUGCCGCCUACGGUGUCAAGAAGCUGCUGGUCGGCCAGAAUGGUAUCAUGAGUACCCCUGCGGCCAGCAACUUGAUCCGCGUGAGAAAGGCAACUGGUGGUAUUCUGUUGACCGCCAGUCACAACCCUGGUGGCCCCGAUAACGACUUUGGUAUCAAGUACAACUUGGCCAACGGCGCCCCCGCUCCUGAAUCCGUGACCGACAAGAUCUACGAAACCUCCAAGUCCCUGACUUCCUACAACUAUGUCGACGUCGGUGAUGUUGACACCUCAAGCAUUGGCACCAAGACCUACGGCCCCCUCGAGGUGGAGGUUGUCCACUCGACUGCCGACUACGUGACCAUGAUGAAGGAGAUCUUCGACUUCGACCUGAUCAAGGACUUCCUCAGCUCCCACAAGGACUUCAAGGUUCUCUUCGACGGUAUGCACGGUGUCACCGGUCCCUACGGCACCGACAUUUUCGUCAAGGAGCUCGGAUUGCCCGCCAGCAGCACCAUGAACUGCGAGCCCAAGCCGGACUUUGGCGGCGGUCACCCCGACCCCAACCUGGUUUACGCCCACGAGCUCGUUGAGGCCGUCAACAAGAACGGUGUGCAUUUCGGCGCUGCCAGUGAUGGCGAUGGUGACCGCAACAUGAUCUACGGCGCCAACACCUUCGUCUCCCCCGGUGACAGCUUGGCUAUCAUUGCCCACCAUGCCAAGCUCAUCCCCUGGUUCCAGAAGCAGGGCGUCUACGGCCUGGCCCGUUCCAUGCCUACCUCCGGCGCUGUCGACCGCGUGGCUGAGGCCCUGGGCCUGCAGAGCUACGAAGUGCCUACCGGCUGGAAGUUCUUCUGUAACCUGUUCGACAACAAGAAGAUCUCCAUCUGCGGUGAGGAGAGCUUCGGUACCGGUAGCAACCACAUCCGUGAGAAGGACGGUGUCUGGGCCGUCGUGGCCUGGUUGAACGUCAUCGCCGGCGUUGCCAAGCAGACCCCCAACGAGACCCCCAGCAUUGCCUCCAUCCAGAACGACUUCUGGAAGACUUACGGCCGUACUUUCUUCACCCGCUACGACUACGAGAAUGUCGACAGCGAGGGUGCCAACAAGGUCGUCGGCAUUCUGGCUGACCUCGUCGCCAACCGCGAUACCUUCAUCGGCUCCAGCAUUGAGGGACGCAAGGUCGUUGACGCUGGUAACUUCUCCUACACCGACCUUGACGGCAGUGUCUCCAAGAACCAAGGUCUUUACACCAAGUUCGACGAUGGCAGCCGCAUCGUUGUUCGUCUGUCCGGUACUGGCAGCAGCGGCGCCACCAUCCGCCUGUAUGUUGAGCGCUACGAGAGCGACAACUCUAAGUUCGGCCUGAACGCCCAGGAAUACCUGAAGGAUAACAUCUCUCUUGCUCUGAACCUGCUCAAGUUCAAGGAGUAUGUUGGCCGUGACGAGCCUGAUGUUAAGACCUAA